AUGAUCCGGCUGCUGAGCUCCCUCCUCCUUGUGGCCCUGGCCUCAGGCUCUGACCAGCCUUCCUACAACCCCUCCAGCCGCGUGGUCAAUGGUGAGGAUGCAGAGCCCAACAGCUGGCCUUGGCAGGCUCUCUUGCAGUAUAAGGCAAGUGGAGGCUGGUCCUUCACCUGUGGAGGGACCCUCAUCGGUUGUUGCUGGGUUAUGACUGCUGCCCACUGUGUCGUGAGUGGCGGGACGUACCGGGUCGUGUUGGGAGAGCACGAUCGGUCAGUGACGUCGGGACAUGAGCAGACCAUCACUGUGGAAAAGGUCUUUGUGCACCCGCAAUAUGACGACAAUGAUGUGUCCAAAGGCUAUGACAUCGCCCUCCUCAAACUGUCUGAAUGCGCCAACAAGACGGACGAGGUCAAGCCUGCCCCCCUCCCUCCUCCUGGCUACAUCCUGCCCCAUGGGACAGAAUGCUACGUCACUGGCUGGGGCCGGCUCUCCACUGGUGGACAACUGCCAAGCAAGCUGCAGCAGGGCCUGCUGCCCGUGGUGGACUACGAACACUGCUCCCAGCGGGACUGGUGGGGCUCCACUGUGAAGGAGACCAUGGUGUGCGCUGGCGGAUACGAAGUCUCUAGCUGUAAUGGUGACUCUGGAGGACCCCUCAACUGCCCCGGAGUGAAUUGUAAGUGGGAAGUCAACGGCAUAGUCAGCUUUGGUUCCGCUCGAGGCUGCAACACAGAGAAGAAGCCCUCGGUGUUCACCCGUGUGUCAGCCUACAUUGACUGGAUUGAGGAGAAGCCCUUGGUGUCCGCGCGCAUGUGGUGCUUCAUUGAGUGGAUCGAGAAGAUCACUGGGAUUGACUUCAGCUAG
Messenger RNA from Ochotona princeps (American pika), 861 nucleotides. Its product is annotated as chymotrypsin-like elastase family member 3B. The transcript is spliced from 9 exons. NCBI's taxonomy places the organism in Eukaryota, Metazoa, Chordata, Mammalia, Lagomorpha, Ochotonidae. The record is from RefSeq and is a predicted model, not a curated record. Gene Ontology annotation, molecular function: serine-type endopeptidase activity. Gene Ontology annotation, biological process: proteolysis. The coding region runs from base 1 to 861 and encodes 286 amino acids.